CCUCUUAUUCUUCAUCAUCAUCCUCUUCUUCUUCUUCAUCAUCACCCUCUUCUUCAUCAUCAUCACCCUCUUCUUCUUCAUCAUCAUCAUCCUCAUCAUCAUCCUCUUCUUCAUCCUCUUCUUCUUCUUCCUCUUCUUUUUCUUCUUUUUGUCUUCCUCUUGCAGGUCACUGCUCAUGUGCAGAUUUUUUUAUCGGUAAAAAAAUCGGCCGAUUUGCCCAUCAUUGCCGCGAAAAUCGGCCGAUCGGCAAAAUCGGCCGAUUUUUUUUCCAACUUUACCGAUAAAAAAAAUCUGCCAAAAUACCGAAAAACGGCCGAACAAAUAGCCCACUAA
Messenger RNA from Staurois parvus, 333 nucleotides. Lineage: Eukaryota; Metazoa; Chordata; Amphibia; Anura; Ranidae. The record is from the annotation of a GenBank genome assembly.